Oncorhynchus keta (chum salmon) is the source of this 3413-nucleotide messenger RNA. RefSeq names its product alanyl (membrane) aminopeptidase b, tandem duplicate 1 (gene anpepb.1). The transcript is spliced from 20 exons. Lineage: Eukaryota; Metazoa; Chordata; Actinopteri; Salmoniformes; Salmonidae. The record is from RefSeq and is a predicted model, not a curated record. Gene Ontology annotation, cellular component: cytoplasm. Bases 30 to 2996 code for a protein of 988 amino acids. Gene Ontology annotation, molecular function: metalloaminopeptidase activity; zinc ion binding; peptide binding. Gene Ontology annotation, biological process: positive regulation of DNA-templated transcription; peptide catabolic process; proteolysis.
UUUGCUGUGUAGUUUUACGCCAGUUGGACAUGGGGGGAGGCUUCUAUAUCAGUAAGUUUGUUGGGGUGGUGGGCAUUGUGUUUGGUGCAGGGGCAGUGGCCACCAUCAUUGCGUUGGCAGUCGUUUAUUCUCAAGAGGUAGCCAAAAACGAGGCUGUCAGUCCGACUAAUGGAGGUUCCACUAUCAAGCCACCGGUCACCACACCUGGAGGGUCAACUGUCAAGCCACAGAUCACCACACCUGUCAUACCCACAACUGCACCCUCAAAUGAACCAUGGGACAAGUACCGUCUCCCAGACACCCUGAAGCCUGACCACUACAACCUAACCCUGUGGCCCCGACUCACCGUCAACGCACAAGGCCUCUACAUCUUCACAGGGAAAUCCUAUGUGGUCUUCCAAUGUGUGAAGGAGACGGACCUGAUCCUCAUACACUCCAACAAGCUGAACUACACCAAGUGGGAUGAUGACCAUCUGGCUAAACUGUCUGCUCUCGGUAGCACACCCGCACCAACCAUAAAGAAAUCCUGGCUACAGCCAACAACUCAGUUCCUGGUAUUGGAACUGAAUGGCAAGUUAGCUGUUGGAGAAUCCUACCAGCUGGACACAGUGUUUGUUGGGGAGCUGGCUGAUGACUUGGGAGGGUUUUAUAGGAGUGUAUAUACGGAGGAAGGAGAAGAAAAAGUUGUUGCGACAACUCAAAUGCAGCCCACAGAUGCCAGGAAAGCCUUCCCCUGUUUUGAUGAGCCUGCAAUGAAAGCCAUCUUCCACAUCACACUCCUCCAUCCCCCGAUGACAGUGGCCCUGUCCAACGGCAUGGAGCAUGCUCCUGUUGCAGUCGAUGAGGUGGGGCCCGAGGGGCCUGUGAGUGUUUGGAGGACAUCUUUUGACGAAACAAAAAAAAUGUCAACAUACUUGUUGGCAUUUAUUGUCAGUGACUACGACUAUAUUAACAGCACAAAUGACAAUGUUCUGAUCCGGAUCUAUGCCCGCAAAAAAGCUAUCGCUGAUGGACAAGGCGAGUACGCCCUCAACAAAACAGGACCCAUCCUGAAAUUCUUCGAAAAAUAUUACAAUUCCACCUACCCUCUGCCAAAGUCAGACCAGAUUGCUUUGCCUGACUUCAAUGCUGGAGCAAUGGAGAACUGGGGACUCAUUACAUACAGAGAAACAGCCCUCUUGUACGACCCUAAGAUGUCCUCCAAUUCAAACAAAGAAAGGAUCGCCACCAUUAUUGCUCAUGAACUGGCCCACAUGUGGUUUGGAAACCUUGUGACACUGAGGUGGUGGAAUGACCUGUGGCUAAAUGAGGGCUUUGCGUCUUACGUAGAAUAUCUUGGGGCAAAUGAAGCAGAGCCUGACUGGAACAUUAAAGACCUGAUAGUUCUGGGUGAUGUGCACAGGGUGUUUGCAGUAGAUGCUCUUGCCUCAUCUCACCCCCUGUCCUCCAGAGAGGAGGACAUCCAGAAGCCUGAGCAAAUCAGUGAACUGUUUGAUGCCAUCUCUUACAGCAAGGGAGCAUCAGUGUUGAGAAUGCUCUCGGAUUUCCUGUCUGAAGAGGUCUUCUCCACAGGACUCAGUACAUACUUGAACAAGUUCGCCUAUGGUAACACAGUGUAUACUGACCUCUGGGAUCACCUCCAAAUGGGAAUAAAUUCCACUGGCACGUCACUUCCCACAGGCCAAACUGUGCACAGCAUCAUGAACCGCUGGGUCCUUCAGAUGGGCUUCCCAGUGGUCACCAUAAACACAACCACUGGACUGAUCAACCAGCAGCACUUCCUUCUGGACCCUUCCACUGCAGGGAGUGUACCACCAUCUGACUUCAAUUAUGAGUGGAUAGUACCAAUCAGGUGGAUGAACACAGGAGUUGUACAGCAACAGACAUGGCUAGAGGACAGAACUGCUAAUAAGCCUGAAAUGAUAGUCACUGGGAACAACUGGAUACUGGCCAACCUUAACGUCUCUGGAUACUAUAGAGUUAACUAUGAUAACAACAACUGGGAACGUCUCCUCGGUGUACUGAGCAGCCAUCACGAGUCUAUUCCAGUUAUCAACAGAGCUCAAUUGGUGGAUGAUGCUUUUAACCUUGCAAGGGCAAAAUAUAUCAACACAACAUUAGCGUUGCGAACAACGAAGUAUCUCAGAAGUGAAAGGGAAUAUAUGCCGUGGGAGUCAGCUCUUGACAACUUGGACUUUUUCUACCUCAUGUUUGAUCGGAGUGAAAUCUAUGGGGAUAUGCAGACUUACCUAAAAUAUCAAAUAGAACCACUUUUUAAGCACUUUGGGAAUAUCACUGGAAACUGGACAGAAGUACCCACUGGACAUAUGGACCAGUACAACCAGGUGAAUGCCAUCAGGGUGGCCUGCAGCACUGGUAUGGAAGAGUGCCAGACUCUGACUAAAGGCUGGUACAGUCAGUGGAUGAAAGACUCUGCAAACAAUCCGAUACACCCCAACUUGAGGACGACAGUGUACUGCAGUGCUAUUGCUGCAGGGGGGGCUGCGGAGUGGGAAUUUGGUUGGGAUCAGUUCAAGGCUGCCACCAUCGCUAUUGAGGCAGACAAGCUUCGAUCUGCCCUGGCCUGUACCAAGCAGCCCUGGCUACUCAACAAGUACCUGGAAUACACCCUGGACGCAAACCAAAUUCGCAAGCAGGAUGCUACCUCUACCAUUGUUUACAUUGCAAGUAACGUGGUGGGCCAGUCUCUGGCCUGGGACUUUAUGAGAGACCGAUGGAAUUACAUCUUUACUCAGUACGGUGGUGGAUCUUUCUCCUUCUCCAAUCUCAUCAAUGGUGUGACCAAGAGGUUCUCAACAGAAUUUGAGCUCAAACAGCUUAAGCAAUUCCAGGCGGACAACUCUGAGGUUGGCUUUGGCUCAGGUACCUUGGCAGUUUCACAGUCCAUUGAGAGGACAACAGCUAACAUCAAAUGGGUGGCGGAGAACAAGGACUCAGUGCACACAUGGUUUACAACAGAGGUUCCUAAAGAAUAAGGGUCACAUGGAGAAACAAACACCUAUCCAAAAGCUAUGUUCCCGGUUUUUACGAGAGUUUUAUGUCUCUUUAACGGUUAAAGGACCAUUUUGAUUCUACAGCUAUCCUGCCGUUUAAUCAGAAAUACUAUGUAUGAAUUGAAAUGUGCUUUUUCUAACAAAGACUAAAGACAUUUUGAUACAUGCUUGCAUCCUGAAUACCUUUUUGGGGAAGUUUAUUUUUUAUCAUAGUAUAUUUUGCUUAAGUCAGUAUUUGUAGAUAUUUGAAGACAGUAACUAUCUACAAUGCUGAUUUGUUAUAAAACACUGGUUUAUUGUUGUGGAAAUAAUACACUUGUUUUACACUGCAUCUUUUAUGUAAUUUUGCUUCUUUUGGGCUUUUACAUUACUGGAAAUAAACGGUUCUCCUUAUAACAA